This is a messenger RNA of Megalopta genalis, 4357 nucleotides long. It is a transcript of the gene ry, whose product is annotated as xanthine dehydrogenase rosy. The record is from RefSeq and is a predicted model, not a curated record. Gene Ontology annotation, molecular function: xanthine dehydrogenase activity; molybdopterin cofactor binding; FAD binding. Lineage: Eukaryota; Metazoa; Arthropoda; Insecta; Hymenoptera; Halictidae.
UAACGUCACAUAUAAGUAAUGUAUCAGACAUGAUAACGGAUAACUUAAUGGUUAAGUCUCAUUUAGUUGUCCAUUGCUACUCGUACCAGUCACACGCGAGUGAUUCUUGAGUAUUUAAAAGUUACAAAUGAUUUUAGAAAAGGUUUGUUUAACGCAAUAACUGGGACAAGCUAUCUAAGUCUACAAUGUCCAACCACAUAGGUCAUUCAGAUAUAUCAAAUACGUUAGUCUUUUACGUUAAUGGAAAGGAGGUAAUAGAUGACAAUGUCGACCCAGAGUGGACGUUAUUAUGGUACUUGAGAAAUAAAUUAGAAUUAACUGGAACGAAAUUAGGCUGCGCGGAAGGCGGUUGCGGAGCUUGUACUGUAAUGAUCUCGAAGUUGGAUCACAAAACAGGAAAUAUAUCACACCUGGCAGUGAACGCAUGUUUAACACCGAUCUGUGCUGUGCAUGGUUUGGCUGUGACCACCGUGGAAGGCAUUGGUAGCGUUAAAACGAAACUCCACCCUGUACAGGAACGCAUUGCAAAAGCUCACGGCUCGCAAUGUGGUUUCUGCACACCGGGAAUCGUCAUGUCCAUGUACGCAUUGUUACGAAGCACUCCGAAACCUACUAUGAAGGAUCUUGAAAUUGCAUUUCAAGGAAACCUAUGCAGAUGCACCGGAUAUCGCCCCAUUAUAGAGGCCUACAAAACAUUCACGGAGGAAUGGGAACAGAUGCAAUUAUUGUCAAAUCACCGAGAGAAAUCUUUGCCAAAUGGGAUUUGCGCGAUGGGCGAAAAUUGUUGCAAACGAAUACCGAUAGCGGAGCCGACCGAAGUUUUCGAUUCAAAAAAAUUCCGUCCGUACGAUCCGACGCAAGAAAUUAUAUUUCCGCCCAAAUUGCAUAUCUCAUCACACUUGGACGAGAAAUACUUAAUUGUCAAAGGAAGAAAUGUGACUUGGUAUAGGCCGCGAACGCUGUCCGAAUUACUGUAUUUGAAGAAACAAUAUCCAAAUGCAAAGAUUGUUGUAGGAAACACUGAGAUAGGCGUUGAAGUCAAAUUUAAGCAUUUGUCCUAUCCUGUUCUCAUACAUCCGAUUUUAAUCAAGGAAAUGCGAACCGUUCAAGAAAAUGGAGACAUGCUUCAUGUGGGUGCCAGCACAACACUUGUUGAAAUGGAGAAAGCUUUAAAACAGCAAAUUGAUAAUAAACCUGAACACAAAACAAGAAUUUUCAAUGAGAUAAUCUCAAUGCUUCAUUGGUUCGCUGGUAAACAAAUUAGAAACGUUGCAGCUGUUGGAGGAAACAUAAUGACAGGAAGUCCUAUAUCAGACUUGAACCCAGUUUUUAUGGCAGCUGGAGUACAAUUAAAUCUUUCCAGUUUGAGUAAUGGAAACAGAGUUGUUCCAAUGGAUCAUAGCUUUUUUAAAGGCUACCGGCAAAAUAUUGCUUCACCUGAUGAAAUUUUACUUCAAAUUCGGAUCCCCUUCACCAAAGAAAAUCAGUAUUUUGUAGCUUACAAACAAGCAAAAAGGCGAGACGAUGACAUUGCGAUCGUUAAUAUGGCAUUAAAUGUAUUUUUCCAACCUGGGACUAAUGUCGUUCAGAAAGCAAAUUUGGCUUUCGGUGGGAUGGCUCCGACAACUGUUUUGGCAAGGAAAACAUGUGAAAUUAUGAUUGGAAGAAAGUGGGAUAAAACACUUGUGAGCAGCGUAUAUUCUUCGUUAUUGGAUGAAUUUCCACUUCCAGACAAUGUCCCAGGUGGUAUGGUCAAGUAUCGUAAAUCUCUAACUCUGAGUUUGUUCUUCAAAGGAUUUUUGCGCAUAGCUGCGAAACUACAGGUGCAAUUAUGCGAUUAUCCAUCAUGGCCUAAAGAGUUGGAAAGCGCUGGAUACGGUUUUCAUGAUAAGGAACCGAAAAGUUCGCAAUAUUAUCAAGUGGUUCCAAAGGGUCAAAACGUGAAUGAUUUAAUAGGAAGGCCUGUUGUCCAUGCGAGCGCAUUUAAACAAGCGACCGGAGAAGCGAUUUAUUGCGACGAUAUACCAAGAUUCACAAACGAACUUUAUUUAUCUUUGGUGUUAUCUACGAGGGCUCAUGCUAAAAUUUUGAAAAUCAAUGCAACAAAAGCGUUAUCCAUGGAAGGCGUAGUAGCUUUUUACAGCGCAAAAGAUAUACCUGAGAAACAACGUUAUCACGGACCUGUGUUUCACGAUGAAGAAAUCUUCAUUCUGGAGGAGGUUACAAGCCAAGGACAACCAAUUGGAGCAAUAGUUGCAGUUAAUCAGUUUAUUGCACAGAAAGCAGCUAGAAUGGUAGAAGUUGAAUAUGAGGACAUUGAACCAGUAAUUAUUACGUUAGAGGAUGCCAUUAAACAUCGUUCCUUUUUUCCGGAGUGUCCAAAACGUAUACAGAAAGGGAACGUUGAAGAAGCAUUUUCAGAAUCAGCUCAUAUUUUAGAAGGCGAAAUUCGAAUGGGAGGUCAAGAACAUUUUUACCUCGAAACACACGCUGCUUUGGUAAUUCCGCGGGAGGAGGAUGAAUUGGAAAUAUUCUGUUCCACGCAACAUCCAACGGAAAUUCAAAAAUUGGUGGCACACUCUUUGAAUGUUAAUGCUCAUAAAAUUGUAGUGAGAGUGAAAAGAUUAGGUGGCGGUUUUGGAGGAAAGGAAUCACGGGCUGUGAUGGUCGCCUUGCCAGUUGCACUUGCUGCUCAUAGAUUAGGAAAACCGGUGCGUUGCAUGUUAGACAGAGAUGAAGACAUGAUGAUAACUGGUACAAGGCAUCCAUUUUUGUUUAAAUAUAAAGUUGGAUUUGAUGAUAAUGGCUUAAUUAAAGCUUUGCAAGUUUACAUUUAUAACAAUGCCGGCUAUUCAAGAGAUCUUUCUCUCGCGGUUUUAGAACGAGCCAUGUUCCAUUGCGAAAAUUCCUAUAAGAUACCAGUAUGUGAUGUUCAUGGUUAUUCAUGUAAAACUAAUUUGCCAUCUAAUACAGCGUUUCGUGGUUUUGGAGGUCCGCAAGGAAUGUUUCUAGCAGAGACUGUUGUUAGACAUAUCGCAGAAUAUUUGAAUAUAGACGCUAUGAAGAUUUCAGAGUUAAAUUUGUACAGAGAAGGAGAUUCGACUCAUUACAAUCAGAAGCUUAUUAAUUGCUCCUUGAGACGUUGUUGGGAAGAGUGCCUUUUAUCUUCUAAUUACACAGAAAGACUUGCAAAUAUUCAACAGUACAAUAGACUGAAUAGAUACAAGAAAAGAGGAUUGGCAGUAGUUCCAACUAAAUUUGGUAUUUCUUUCACUGUACUCUUUUUAAAUCAAUCAGGGGCUCUCGUACAUGUGUAUACUGAUGGUUCCGUUUUGAUUAGUCAUGGUGGUGUAGAAAUGGGACAAGGUUUACAUACGAAAAUGAUACAAGUAGCCAGCAGAGUAUUGAAAAUAAAUCCAGACAAAAUACAUAUAAUGGAGACUGCCACAGACAAAGUGCCAAACACAUCUCCAACUGCAGCUAGUGCUGCAUCAGAUCUCAAUGGCAUGGCAGUUCUGAAUGCCUGCGAGAAAAUCAUGAAGCGAUUGAAACCAGUAAUAGAUAAAAAUCCAACUGGGACAUGGGAGAAUUGGGUAAAUGCUGCUUAUCUUCAAAGAAUCGGUCUUUCUGCUACUGGAUUCUAUAGUACACCUAAUAUAGGAUACUCAUUCGAAACAAAUUCUGGAGAUGCAUUCAAUUACUUUACAUAUGGUGCUGCAUGCUCGGAAGUAGAAAUUGAUUGCUUGACCGGUGAUCAUCAAGUACUGCAAACAGAUAUUGUCAUGGAUUUAGGUGAGAGUCUUAAUCCUGCGAUUGAUAUAGGACAAGUGGAAGGAGGUUUCGUUCAAGGGUACGGACUCUUUACUCUUGAAGAGAUGGUAUAUUUAAGAAAUGGAGCAGUCCUCAGUAGAGGUCCAGGUGCAUACAAACUGCCUGGUUUUACAGACAUUCCAGAAGUAUUUAAUGUAUCUUUAUUGAAAGGUGCUUCAAAUCCCAGAGCUGUUUAUUCCUCUAAGGCCAUUGGGGAACCACCAUUAUUUUUAGCAUCCUCAAUUUUUUUCGCCAUUAGAGAAGCUAUUAAAUCUGCUCGACAAGAAUUUGGUAUGGAAAGUCAAUAUUUUCGAUUUGAUUCACCAGCAACAGCGGCUCGUAUUCGACUGGCAUGUAUCGAUGAGAUCACGGAAAAGAUUGCAGAUCCAGAUCUUCUAAAACAGUGGAACAUUAUUCCCUAAAAAGUAUUUUAAUUGAAUACGAACAACGUUUAUUACUUUCUUUAUUGUUAAAUGUUAGACUAUUGUAAAAAAUAUGUAUUAUUGUUAAAAAAAACUUUAGUAACCAGACGGUUGUACCGACUUAA